UGCUAGCAUGGCGCUGCUCGCUGCCGAGGGAGUUCCGUUGUCUCGCCGGGGUCCUCUCCCCGUUCAGUUGUACCCGACUAUCUGACAAAGAAGUACACUAAUAUCAAGACGUCGUACAAUAUUUUAAUAUUUCUCCCAUAAAUACUCUUGACUCGUGUCGCUUGUUAGAUUAAAAAAAAAGAAGGAAAAAAAGAAUUGUUGGAUACCGGGAAACGAGAGGAGUCGCCGCGUUCUUUGAGAGCUGACAAAGACGCCAUGGCCACAGCGGAGGUAUGGGAGUGACGUGACGGCAUACUGGUCCUGCUUCCAAACUCAAACCACGUGGGCGUCAUGCCUCUUCUGCUGAAGUAGCGGUGGAGCACGCAAUAGGAUGGACGAGUCGGUGCUGCUGGAUCUGCUCGAGUGCCCCGUUUGCCUGGAGCGCCUGGACGCCUCGGCGAAGGUCCUUUCCUGUCAGCACACCUUCUGCCGCCGGUGUCUCCAGGGCAUCUUGGGCUCGCGAGGAGAGCUGCGGUGCCCGGAGUGCCGGACGCUGGUAGAGUGCGCCGUGGACGAGCUCCCCAGCAACAUCCUCCUCGUGCGCCUGCUCGACGGCAUCAAGCAGAGGCCUCGGAGGGCCGGCCCCGGGCCGGGAGUCUGCACCAAUGGCACGUUGGGGGCCGUGGCCAGAGCGCACGGCGGCGGAGCCAGGGACCAGGGCACCCCGGGAGCGCAGCCCCAGCGAGCUCAGGCUAAGGGCGCCCUUGUGCGGGCCGCCGCCCAGCUCCCCUGCGCCAAGGCGCUCUACAACUACGACGGCAAGGAACCCGGCGACCUCAAGUUCGUCAAGGGCGACGUCAUCAUCCUGCGCCGGCAGGUGGACGAGAACUGGUACCACGGGGAGAUGGGCGGGGUCCACGGCUUCUUCCCCACCAACUUCGUCCAGGUCAUCAAGGCGCUGCCGCAGCCGCCGCCGCAGUGCAAGGCGCUGUACGACUUUGAGCUGAAGGACAAGGAGGCCGACAAGGACUGCCUGCCCUUCUCCAAGGAUGAUAUCCUGACCGUGAUCCGCAGAGUGGACGAGAACUGGGCCGAGGGAAUGCUGGGAGAUAAAAUUGGAAUUUUCCCCAUCUCAUAUGUUGAGUUCAACUCGGCAGCUCGGCAGCUGAUAGAGUUGGACAAGCCGUCGGACUCCAGCGGGGACUCCGGCGAGGGGGCUUCCUCGGGGCCCCAGAGCAACGGCGCCCAGCGCGCCGGAGAGAAGAAGAACAGCAAGAAACGACACUCCUUCACCUCGCUCACCAUGUCCCACAAGCCCAUGCUGGCUCCGCCCCCCCAGCGCCACUCCAUGGAGAUCAGCGGGCCCGUGCUCAUCAGCUCCAGCAACCCCACGGCGGCCGCGCGAAUCGGGGAGAUCAGCGGGGGGCUUUCCUGCAGCGCGCCCUCACAGGUACACAUUUGCACAACUGGACUCAUCGUGACCCCGCCCCCCAGCAGUCCUGUCACCACGGCAACGGUCUUCACGUUCCCGUCGGAAACGAGCUACACGUCCACGCCCGUGGAUGCUCUCCCGCCGCCCCCCCCUCCUCCCCCGCAGUCCUCCGUCGACGGGGCGGCAUACUCAUUGGCUGCUGGACAGAGACCCUCCCCCAGCGUCAGCGACCAAAGUGGGAGACAAAGACCCACAGUCUACGUGGCCAUGUUCCCCUACACGCCGCGUAAGGAGGACGAGCUGGAGCUGAGGAAGGGCGAGAUGUUCCUGGUGCUGGAGCGCUGUCAGGACGGCUGGUUCAAGGGCACCUCCAUGCACACGGGCAAGAUCGGGGUGUUCCCCGGGAACUACAUGAGCCCGGUCAGCAGGACAGCGUCGGGCAGCACGCAGCCCAAAGUGCCCAUGAGCCUUUGCACCCAGUCCGGCCGAGGGGUCACUGUCAUCAGCCCCUCCCCCACGGCCGUCGUCCCGGGUCCCGACAUCAACAAGCCCCCCGCCGUGUGCGCCGGUGCCGCUCCGCCCAGCCUGCAGCCCGCCACCGUGGCGGCUCAGACGGCCACGGGUCAGCAGCCCAAGGUCCCUCUGCACGUCGGCUCCCAGAUGACGGUGAACCAGGCUCGCAACGCGGUCAGGACGGCAGCCGGUCACAAUCACGACCGGCCAGCCCCCGCCGGGACCCAGGCCCAGCCGCCCGCCGCGCCUCUGGCUUACCUGCCUCACCUGGCGUCUCCUUCCUCCGGCCCCGCCCAGUGCUGCUCGCGGGCCAGCGCGGCGAUGGGCUGCGCCGCCGCCUCCCUGACUCCACCCAACGUCAGUGCGGCGUCCCUGGACGGUGACGCUCUGAGGCCCGCGGUCGUCUCCGUCUCGGGGAUCGAUCCCACUUCCAGCAGCGCCGCUCUCGCCUGCCGACUGGACAAGGACGUCAAGAGAGAGAAGAAAAGUCUCCUGAAGCUGUUGUCCUCGAACAAGAAGAAGUCUCGUCCUUCUCCGCCCUCGUCUCCUACCUUGGAGGCGGAGCAAGCCGCGGCCUCAGAGGCGCUCUACGCCGCCGUCGCAGACGCCGGCCUUUUCUCCCCCGGCGAACCCAAACCCGCCGCCGUGUCUUCCGCCGCGUCCUCCGCCUUCUCGUCCUCCUCGGCUCCGGACUCCUCCCACAGGAAGGUCGGCCCCCUCGACGGAUGCGCCCCCAUCGCUCCGCCUCCUCGCCAGCCGUGCUCCUCCCUCUCGUCUCAGCAGCACGACGUGCGGCCCAUCAUCUGCGAGAGGUACAGAGUGGUGGUGUCGUACCCCCCCCAGAGCGAGGCGGAGCUGGAGCUGAAAGAGGGCGACGUCGUGUUUGUUCACGGGAAGGGGGAGGACGGGUGGUUUAAGGGAACGCUGCAGAGGAACGGCAGAACCGGCUUGUUCCCCGGCAGCUUCGUAGACAGCAUCUAACACACACACACACACACACACACA
Messenger RNA from Gasterosteus aculeatus aculeatus (three-spined stickleback), 2929 nucleotides. RefSeq names its product SH3 domain containing ring finger 1 (gene sh3rf1). Lineage: Eukaryota; Metazoa; Chordata; Actinopteri; Perciformes; Gasterosteidae. Gene Ontology annotation, molecular function: protein binding. The record is from RefSeq and is a predicted model, not a curated record.